Molecule: messenger RNA, 1854 nt
Organism: Fonsecaea erecta
Lineage: Eukaryota; Fungi; Ascomycota; Eurotiomycetes; Chaetothyriales; Herpotrichiellaceae
Exons: 6
Coding region: 1-1854 (617 amino acids)
Biological process (GO): oligopeptide transport; transmembrane transport
Cellular component (GO): membrane
Molecular function (GO): dipeptide transmembrane transporter activity
Source: RefSeq, a predicted model, not a curated record
AUGAGCGCAAUCGCAUCUAACGAAGCUCCCAUCAUCGCCCAGGCUCAGGUGGAUGAUGCAGCUCUCGCCGGCACCGUGAGGGAGAAGCGCCUUGGGCGUGGUUCUAUCGACGUGACCUCCUUCCAAGAGACCAACUCUUCAUACGACGAUGAAGUUACUGAAGCUGACCUCAACUCUCUUCGUCGGGUCUCGGGGAAGAUACCGUGGCCGGCUUUCACUGUCGCCUUUGUCGAAUUGUGCGAGCGUUUCUCCUACUAUGGCACCACCGUUGUCUUCGUCAAUUUCAUCCAGCAACCUCUUCCGGAAGGCUCCACGACCGGGGCGGGUCAUUCAGGCCAGUCUGGUGCUUUGGGGAUGGGCCAGCGAGCCUCGACGGGACUCGUGACCUUCAACCAGUUUUGGGCAUAUGUGAUGCCGUUGCUAGGCGCAUACAUUGCUGACGCUCACUGGGGUCGCUACAAAACCAUCCAUGGUGCCAUUGUCUGUGCCAUUGUUGGGCACGUCAUCUUGACAGCUUCAGCAGCUCCGAGCGUCAUUUCUCAUGGAAGCUCCGCUCUCGCCGCGUUCACCAUCGGUCUCAUCAUCCUGGGUGUCGGAACUGGUGGCUUCAAGUCGAACAUCGCUCCGCUUUUGGCUGAGCAGCAAACAGAGACCAAGAAGAGGAUCGAGGUGCUCCCUUCUGGCGAGCGUGUCAUUGUGGAUCCGACCGUGACGACCUCUCGAAUCUUCCUAUACUUCUAUCUCUGCAUCAACAUCGGCUCGCUGGUUGGCCAGAUUGGCAUGGUCUACUGCGAGAAGUAUGUCGGCUUCUGGCUCGCCUACAUGCUUCCCACAUGUUUGUUCCUGUUCGCACCUGUUGUGCUCAUUGCAUGCCGCAAGCACUACGUCUUGACCCCACCAACUGGAUCUGUCAUCGCAAAGUUCUGGCACUUGUGGACCUACGCAUCCAAGGGUCGAUGGAGCAUCAACCCAGUCACGACAUACAAGAACCUGUCCGCUGCCGAUUUCUGGGAACGCGUAAAGCCUUCCAACAUUCCCGCCGCUCAACGGCCGACCUGGAUGACCUUCGACGACGCUUGGGUUGAAGAAGUCCGCCGUGGCCUUAAAGCAUGUGCCGUCUUUUUGUAUCUGCCCCUCUACUGGCUCGCUUAUGGCCAGAUGACGGGCAACCUCACAUCGCAAGCUGCUGUUAUGGAACUCAACGGCGUCCCCAAUGAUAUCAUCCAAAACCUCAACCCGAUCUCCAUCAUCAUCUUCAUCCCCUUUAUGGACUUCGUCGUCUACCCAGGCCUCCGCAGAGCACGCAUCAAUUUCACCCCCAUCAAGCGCAUCGCCUUCGGCUUCGCGCUCGCCAGCCUGGCCAUGGUGUCCGCCUGUGUCAUUCAAGUGUACAUCUACCGCCUUUCGCCCUGCGGCCACCACGCGUCGGACCCAGACUGCUCCGGCCCGGCGCCCAUCAACGUCUGGGUGCAAACGGUGCCGUAUGUCCUCAUCGGUUUCUCCGAGAUCAUGGCGAGCAUCACGUCCCUGGAAUACGCCUUCACCAAGGCGCCGUACAACAUGCGUAGCUUCGUCAUGGCCAUCAAUCUGCUGAUGAACGCCUUUUCCAGCGCCAUCGCGCAGGGCCUUGUGGCGCUGUCGGCCGAUCCGCUGCUCGUGUGGAACUACGGUGUCGUCGCAGUCUUGGCCGGCGUCGGCGGUAUCUUGUUCUGGCUGAACUUCAAGAAACUUGACAGUGAAGAGGAUAAAUUGAACAUGCUGCAGGCUAGUGCUUACGUGGGCAAGAGGAAAAGCGUGGCUAGCGUGAGUGGGCCGGUGACACAGGAGACAUUGGUGGAAAAGGAUCACGCAUAG